AUGUGGGAAGUUGGAGAUUUCGAGUUGGAAAUUUCGGAGUUCCCGGACGUCUUGAACGUAGCAUUUGACCCGGAUGAAGACUCUUCACUUGGUGUGUAUCACGGACUGGGUGUGAUUCACUAUUCUGUGUGGAUUCGACUCAGAUCGGAGAAUCGACUCUUUACGAGAAUCGACUCCUUGCUGUGUGCUCGUGCCUCUUCGCUCCUUAGCAUCAUGACCAACGACAGGACAAAAGUGAAGUUCAGCUGGCUACGCACAGCAUUCGUGUCACCUACGAAGUUCCAGAAGAAUGACGUCGGUUUGGCUCGACCCACUCGUUGGGGUGGCGACGCGUCCCAUGAAUCGAGUAAAGACUCCUCUCCCGGCCUGAACACGUCCACCAGCUCAGAGGAACUGGGAGAACUGGAGAACAUUAAACUCGGCACGCCUCAGGGGAGACGCGUCACGCCGUCGCAGACACAGCGCUCUCAGAAAACACGCCGUCUGUCCAGCAAACCCUGCAGACUGUUUGAGAAUGCGAAGCAGGACUCACAGUCAGGAUGUCGGUCACCUUUGCAGUCGCCAUCGUCCACUCCUGGUGAGAAACGAAAACACAGAACUCCAGAGGAGGGUUCAAAGGUCAUCUACCUCCGAGCCCUGAGUGCCGCUCUCGGGAACAGACAGAAGAAGUCGCCCCGCUCUGAGGACGGUACCAAGACGCCGCACUCCCGAACGGCUCCUAUAGAAACCCUCGCUGUUAAACCCGAGCCGGAGAGAAACACGGAGCACAGCUGCUGCUCGUUCAGCGAGGAAACAGAGCCUGUGUGUGUCCUGUCAGAGGAGCACACGCACACCCAACUCGUCUUUCUAGGCACUAAGGAAGAAGAGAACGCAGUGGUGACCCCCCACAGGAACGUGGUCCUGAAAGGUAGCGACUCAUCUGAUUGGUCAGAUGUUGAGGAUCCCAUCAAGUUGACGAAGUUCUCACGGGACGAAUGUGUGGAGCGAGUGAUCAUGUGCAAGCAGGAUGGAGAUGCUGACGAUGCUGAAGCUCUACCUCCUUUGGAAUAUGUCCCACCUCCAGCAGUCACGCUGACCGCACAAACCUCAUUUGGUUUGCCGUGGAGCGAUACGCCCCACCAGCCCGGCACCUCCUCUUGGAGCACAUGGCGGGAGGGCGACUCCUCCGCCAGCAGAAGUACACGUCUAUCCAGUAAUCGAGUCGUAGCGAUGGGGCGGGACUUCAGUCCUAAGCAGCCAAUCGGACAGAGUUCAUAUGCACACGCGCGCCAUGGAUUAAUGACGUCCCUUACUGAUGACGUCAUCACCCGCAGGAGGUCAGCGGACUCGGAGCCUCUCUGGCUGUCAGACUCCAACUCUUUGGGCUUCAUUGACACCCACUGUCACCUGGAUAUGCUGUACGGGAAGUUGGGCUUCCGCGGAAGCUUCCGGCGCUUCCGGGAGAAAUAUACCAGCAGUUUCCCUGCGGAAUUUCGCGGCUGCAUAACCGACUUCUGCAAUCCGAGGAUCACGCAGAAGGAAGCCAUCUGGGAAUGGCUUAUAGAAGAGGAGUUUGUAUGGGGUGCUUUCGGAUGCCACCCUCACUUCGCCAAGGAGUACAACUCCACUCACGAGCAAAGCAUCAUGGGAGCCAUGCGUCACCCCAAGACCGUUGCAUUUGGAGAAAUCGGGCUGGAUUACUCGCAUAAGAAUACAGCCAACCCCAGCACACAGAAGGAGGUGUUCGAGCGGCAGCUGCGAUUGGCUGUGUCUUUGGGAAAGCCUCUGGUUAUACACUGCCGGGAUGCUGAUGACGAUUUGCUGGACAUUAUGAAGAAGUGCGUUCCCCAAGACUACAAGAUACACAGACACUGUUUCACCAACAGUUACUCCGUAAUCGAGCCGUUCCUGAGCGAAUUCUCAAACCUGUGUGUGGGUUUCACGGCGUUGGUGACAAACCCGAACGCCGUGGAGGCCCGAGACGCUGUGAGGAAAAUUCCAUUGGACCGAAUCCUGCUGGAAACCGACGCACCCUACUUCCGACCCAGACAGGUGUCUCCGUCUGUGUGUAGGUUUUCUCACCCCGGGAUGGGCAUACACACCUUACAGGAAAUCAGCCUGCUGAAGGGAGAGCUCUUCUCCACCGUGCUCCAAACGGUCCGCCAGAACACCACACACAUCUACGGCCUGUAAACCCUCCGCCUCCACCUCCACCCUUAAACCAAUAACCUGUGUACCGUAAUAUUUUGGCUCCUUAUUGAAGCCAUAGAGCUUGUUUAAAGUGUGAAUGUUCUGCUCACAGAAUACAUUUUUAUUAAAACUAUUAAAAUUGUAGAUUUUCUAUUUCCCUAAUUAUAGGUGACUUAUUUUUGAGAUUUGGAUUUACUCACACUCCCCAGAUUCACAACCAUGGCUUUAGAAGAACUGAUCAGGAAUGGAUCUAGCUAGUUUCUUCAUUUAAGGUUUUUAAAACAGUUUUCUUGUUCUGAAAUUAGCUCCACCCCAUAUUUUUGUUGUUGUUGUUGUUGUUGUUUUGUCAGUGUUUUCAGGGGGAAAGUUAACAUUAGUGCGCAUUUCUGAUCUGCAGUGUAUAUAUAUAUAUAU
Molecule: messenger RNA, 2583 nt
Organism: Pangasianodon hypophthalmus (striped catfish)
Lineage: Eukaryota; Metazoa; Chordata; Actinopteri; Siluriformes; Pangasiidae
Gene: tatdn2
Product: TatD DNase domain containing 2
Exons: 8
Coding region: 1-2172 (723 amino acids)
Molecular function (GO): hydrolase activity, acting on ester bonds
Source: RefSeq, a predicted model, not a curated record